UUGAACCAACUAAUGACUCUCAAUAGUUGUAGAUUUGUGUCGUCUAGUCAUUAUUUGAAAUUUAGACCUCAUGUGAUGACGGAGUUCAGAAUUUUAACAAGUGAAGUCAAACGUAUCUUGAAGCUGCGCCGAAAUACUUCUAAACUUAUCAGUGACUGCCAUGAGGCUUGAACUUAAAACAAAAUAUUUUAGAGAAAAUGACUUCAUGACGGUGAGGUUGCUGACUUAUGGUGAAUCUGACCUCGCGACUGUGAGGUCACCGGCUCUUACUGAUUCUUUACUCACGAUGAUAAGGUCGUUGACUCCUGUUGAACUAUAAGGUAUUCAAUAAGAAUGCAUGUAAUCGGCAGCUGAACUGAAUGCAAUCUAAGGUAGGAGCGCUAGUGCUGAUUAUAUAUCUAACUCAUACCACCAUUGGUAUAAUGUAGGUGCGUGACGAGAUUGAAGAUUGACGAUUGGAAUUUCAGACGGAUUGACAUAGAGAUUGAUAUUUCAGUUUGAACCACGGCGUGAUACUUGCACCAGGAUGCUGCAGUGCGUUCCUAAACAAGAAGUGAGAAUUAGUUGUGUUAUAUAUCAAGGUGCGAUGUACUGUAAGCCAGAAGUAUAACAUUAUGGCAGAAGUGUAACAUGUUAGGAAAGUAAUGUGUAACAGACAAAAAUUGCUAAAAUAAACUGAAUAAAAUACGUGACAUUUGUAAUCAUUAUUGAAGGAACAUUAUCAGCUAUGAUUCUGGAAAUUGGGAGCGUUUUAUUGUUGGUGAUAAUGACGACCGUCGAGAGCAGCAGCAAUGCAGACUUUUAUUGGCCGUAUCCUGAUCACAUCGCGAGUCCGCUGGUGCCGUGUUCUCGAGAGGGAUAUUUCGCUCACCCUCGGGACUGUAGGUGGUUUUACAGAUGCGUCGGUGGCAACGGGGUUGGAUCCUACCGCAGAUUUUACUUUGAAUGCGAUCCUAACAUGAUCUACAUAAGUGACAUGAACAAAUGUGGCUUCGUGUAUGUAACGUCAGACCUCGAGGCUUCCUGCUCUUCUCAUGACGAUUCCGUGGCUACGAAUGUUAUUUCUUUGGGGAUUGACAGCCAAGAAAACACGGAAUCCCCACAGCCAGCUCUUCCAACUUUACGACCUGUUUACCCGACCCUAAUUCCACCACCAUCUAAACCUGACCUCAAUUUAUACAACACUGCUGUUGUUCCUCUUAACUCCUUGCAUCCUUUUCCAACGUCUGAAUCUGAUGAUUUCCUCGGAAACUUGAUAGUCCCUCAGUCCAUGCCAGCGUCUGACGGAGAAGAAAACGUCUGCAGUAUAAUGAUUGGGAGCUGCAGUUACCGAAUGAUGUGCAUGAAAGCAAUAUGGGAAGUACAUCACAGCAUCGUCAGGGUUUGCGAGCAAGCUUUCUAUCGCUGCACAAAAGCCGGAGGCAGAGAGCUCGAUCUGUGUCUGCCGGGCAGCACCUACAGCCCUGACCAAAGGUAUUGCAUCAGUGAUAAUAACUUCUGCAAGAAUCCAAUCGACUACAGUUACGUCAAUCCUCCUGCUCCACCGCGGACCUCCUCCACAACAGCUGGACCUCCAGCAAUAUCGGUACCUGAACCUGAUGAAACAACAAUCCUGCCAAUCACAACACCUAAAAUUCCUACAACAACCACGCAACCAAACUACUGGUUCACGACAUCAUCUACCACUCAAAGUCCUACAUCCGUAAUAACUUCAACUCUACCGCCUGCAACAGCAUUCAGACCUACAAUAAGCAGUUGGUAUUUCACCUCUUCAACACCUGUCUUCACUACGACACCAAUUUCCCGACCUCAACCACCUCCUACCAUCAGCACUACUACUCGGCCACCUCCUAAACCACCCGUUGGACCACCAGUUGUUCUCCCUAGCAGCUCAACCCGACCUCCGUACAAACCUCCCGAUGUCCCUAUUUCGAAGCCAACUAUAUCACCCAACUCCUGGUGGGUACCAUACAAACCAACUACACCAGAAACCACAACAAGCACUACCACUACGACCAUCACAACACCCACUGUUGCAGUGACUGGUGAUCCUGAUACUGAUGAGGACUUUACAACCGUCCAUCUCGCGUUGAACCAAACGGUGAGAUGCUCAAAGACUAAACCCCGACCCAUGGAGAGCUGGAUGCUGGACUAUUUUUGUUCAGAAUAUUAUCUCUGCAGCCCAACGGGACACUACAAGGGCUUGGUUGUGUUGUGUCACGAGUUCUUGGAAUGUCGCUUCGUGGCUACGGGCGUCUGGGUGGUGGCCAAGAUGCAGUGUCCCGCCCCCUGGCUCUACUCCUACUCAACCAACGCCUGCGCGAGGAAACCUUCCGAUCACGAACUGUGUUCCUGAAGAAAAAUCUUGACCUGAAGAACGUCGGUGAAUAGUAAAGGAUAUACACGAAAAUUUCAAUUUGUCCUUCCUCUAUGUCUAUUGAGUCAUGGUAAAUCAAUGUGUCUCAAACAUAUUUAUUUUUAAAUGUAAAUUUAUAUAUUUUCUGCAUCUAAAUAGUCCGUGAGAAUAAGAUAAAAGGUUUUUUAAUGUGAAUUAUUAUUUAAUUUAGCUCAAAAAUAUU
This is a messenger RNA of Hyalella azteca, 2579 nucleotides long. RefSeq names its product rho GTPase-activating protein gacK. Gene Ontology annotation, molecular function: chitin binding. The record is from RefSeq and is a predicted model, not a curated record. Gene Ontology annotation, cellular component: extracellular region. The coding region runs from base 728 to 2356 and encodes 542 amino acids. Lineage: Eukaryota; Metazoa; Arthropoda; Malacostraca; Amphipoda; Hyalellidae. The transcript is spliced from 7 exons.